CAGACGUUUGUUAGCGAAGGUUGGAGCAAUAAGAACGUCUACAAAGAAGACUAUCUGUGUCCGAUAUACCGGGUUAAAGAACGUGUCAAUAAGAUAUGUCUCUUUCCGAAACCUCCUCUGGGUCUAACCCAGGUUCAGAUCAAGCAAUGGACUGUACAGAGGAACCUGACACAUUGGGUCAUCCAAUUGAUUGUCAAAAGAAUUGUUGCAAAGAUAAAACAAGAAUUGAUCGUUGGGAAACCGUAUUAAAAUCCUAUGAAGAACUGACAAAGCCUAGCAAUAUGGCCAAACCCAAGCCCAAACCCAAGGCCAAGGACAUGUCAGACGAUCCUUUAAAUCACGCUUUCAAGUUGACUCGCGAAAUCAAGAAGCUGAAGAAGACGAAUAGGGAAGUGAGGAGUGAAUUGAAAGAUUUUUCUAGGAAGUCAAAAAAGUUUACAGUCGACUUAUUAGAUACAUGCGAGAAUAGCAAAGAAGUUGACGUUAUUUUCAAUUCUGGUCAGGACGAUGAGCAGAAGAAGAUUGAAAUACUGACAGAAGCUGUAGCUGCUAAGCAUAAAGAGGUAUACAGAUCAGAAAUGUUAUUGUAAUACAUUGAUAUUGUUUAGGCACAUAAAAUCAUCACAUGAAUAGUGCAUUGUGCAAACCAUCAGUACACUAUGCAUUUCGGCAUCAUCUUCACCUAUGCCAGCAUAGUGGUAAGCAAACUUUUACAAGAACCGGACAUUACUCCAGCUGGUUAACUAUACAAUUAAUUUUUUAUAUUAUAAUAUAGCAUUUGUAAAUUCUGAACGCUGAUUGACUAAGAACCGUGUUGAAAUAACUCAAUAUCAACACAGAAAUGUCGGAAAAUUUCUUUCUUUAUGUUUCUUUGUGGGUCGCUUUGAGACGUAUGCGAGCGUUGUAAAUUGGUUUGUCAUAUAGCUUGGUGCACAACCAGUCACACAUUAUAAAAUGACGCAAAAGUUUCUAUAUUGUAACUCAGUCCGGUCUCUACUAGCUGCUGAGGUAGCAGCAGGUCUCUUGCCAUCUAGUUUAAAACCAAUGAUAGCCAUACCAAGCUUAAACAGCAUCUUUAUAGGCAGGGAUUUGAAUGAUAUAACAUAAACUAAUAAACAAAUACGUUUCGUCCCUACAAAUUAGCAUUAGUAAAUAAUUUGUUGAUGCCUGUCAAAUGUUAUAUGUCAAAUUUAAUUGUUCUUGCGGUUGCUGUGUUUAAUUAAACUUUCAGUAAGCAGUUUAUCCAUGCAAAAAUUCGUUAAUUCAAUUUGUGGCUAAUGACUUGCCCUGUUAUUUCCAGGAAGUUGGGUUGUUGUAAGUAGAUGUAUGCAUUUGCUGUGAUAGUUUAGCAUUUAGCAUUCUUAUAAUCUGGCCGGAGUGUUUACAACACCUACUUCCCAGCUCCAACUAUACCAUUUCUGUAUUGAAUAAAGAAAAUAUUUUGAAAUCUUGUGUCGUGGCAUUAAUCCUUAUUGAAUAUUGGCUUCAGUUCCAAAGAUCCCGUUUUCCGUAGAUAAAAUAAAUUUGACCGUAUUAACCAAUGGCCCAAACGACUGAUUAUUUAGGAACAACACAAUACAAUAAGCAACAGUACAGUACAGCACGGCAUCGCAUAGCAGGCUAAAUUAUAACGGGUACCUCAUUUGCCAGAAUAAAUCUAAAUAGAAAAAUUAAAUGGUUACUUUAGUUGGAUGUCAUAUUGAACCUAAUGGCAAUAUAACAAUAUCUUUAAAGCUAUAUCCGGUAUAUUUGAGAGAUUUAUUUCAUUGAUUGAUAUGCACUAUAUAAUUAUACAAAGGUUCAUUGAUGUGAAAAUUGGCUAAAGGUGCUUGACAGUUUACCCGGUUAUAAAAAUCUGAAACUUUUUAUAUGAUUCUAGACGCAACUAACAUUUCGGUACCCGGAAAGACCCGUUGCCGAAAGACACUUUGCCGAAAGACAUUUUGCCGAAAGACACUUUGCCGAAAGACAUUUUGCCGAACGGACAUUUUGUCUAAAGGAUCAAAUAUCAAUUUGCUGACUAUAUUGCAAUGACGAGCUUGUCGACGUCAAAUGUGUUAGAGCUGCAGCCUUUCUAGCAUGUGUCACAUACCUUACAAUUAGUAAUUACCGUGAACAUUAGCGUGAUUUCUUGUACCAUACAUAAAUGAAAUCUUCAGUUUUGGGGAUUAAAUUUAUUCAAGUUUGGCAUAAUAAAUGCGUUCGCAUUAUCGAAAUUUGAGGCGAUUUUGAACAUAUUUUGGUAUGUUAUUCAUUCUAUAUAACUAAAAUAUUGUAUCGUUCAUACAAUGCUCUAGUUUUUUAUAGCUUCUUAUUGUCCUAGCAGUCGAAAUAUAUGUGAUUUUGAAUGUUUUGUAACGGUUGAUGUUUUGCGUGGCGAAACCGGAAUUUUAUAUUUUCGUGGUCCGAAAAUAUUGGGACGUAAAAAUGUUAGAAUUUACAAACACUAACCAUUUAUAUAUAUUUACAAUCUCUAAGGCAUGCUGCAUGAUUUUAAAUAUGGUUGAAUGAAUUUCAUACAUGCAGUAUUUCAAAAGUUAUGAUCGAUUAUCUGUUUUUAAAUAAAAACAACACGUAAUAUGUAUAUAUAGGUAAUAGCAUGGUCAUGGUUUCGAGUGUAACCCAGCGUGCAAAAAGACGUUUAUCCAACGUUGAAUCAACGUUGGAAAUGACCUUCCAGACGUUGGAUAGACGUUGAAAAAGGGUUGACUAUGCAAAUUGGAUUGACGUUACUGUUUCGACGUUGACACAACGUUGAAAUCAGGUUGCCAAUCUCGUCAACUAGAAUUCAACGUUGAAUCCACGUUAACUGAAACAACGUUGAGAUUGGUUCACAAAUCGACGUCGUACAUUUAGCCAUGAAUGAACGUUAAUUCAACGUCUGUUGGCUGCUGUUGAACCAAUGUUUGUAAAACAACGUCAGAGCAACGUAGAUAUUAGGUUAUCGACGUCCAACCUUUUUUCUACCAAAUUUCAACGUUGAAACAACGUCGUGUGCCCGGUGGGAAUUGGGAUAUAACAUGCACGAGUGAGUAGUUUUCAAAGACCUCAAAAUAGCACGAGUCCAAAGGAAGAGUGCCGUAUUUGAGGUCUUUGAAAAACUCACGAGUGCGAGUUUAUCCAAAUUUCACGAGAAACCAUGCUAUUACUUAUUAAUAACUUACAUAAAAAUGUUCGAGACAAUUGUAGUUUUAACUUAUAGUUUGUUACAGAUUUUUACACUGUGAUUACAGAAAUUUGCACUGUGAUUACAAAAAAUUGCACUGUGAUUACAGAAAAUUGCACUGCUGUUUGGGAUUAACUGCACUGAAAUCAACCAAUCACAGUCGAGUAAUGUUUUUUAUGUAUAUUAUUACGAUCGUGGGACAGCAACUAGCCUUUUUGGCAACAAUUAUAUAUAUAUAUAUAUAUAUAUAUAUAUAUAUAUAUAUAUAUAUAUAUAUAUAUAUAUAUAUAUAUAUAUAUAUAUAUAUAUAUAUAUAUAGACGGUACCGUUUCGGCCUUCUGGGCCUCAUCAGUGUAGUGCUGAUGAGCAGGAUGAAAGUAACUGCUAUUUACAGUUACCUUUGAUGCCUCACGAUUAUGGGACAUCAAAACCAUGCCAGAGCGCUCAAACUGCAAGCAGUGAGCGUGCGCAUUGCGUAAGCGGCAUAUAUAUAUAUAUAUAUAUAUAUAUAUAUAUAUAUAUAUAUAUAUAUAUAUAUAUAUAUAUAUAUAUAUAUAUAUAUAUAUAUAUAUAUAUACAUAUAUAUAUAUAUAUAUUUUAGGAUUAUUCUACAGCCGACCUUCCAUUAAUUAAUAAGGUAUAGAGUACUCAUUUCGUACUUUUCGUCAGAACCGUAAAAAGAAAACGGGUAUGAAGGAUUAUAAUUUCUGAUCUUGUGCAAGAUUGUGACGUGUUUAAUUUAAACAACCCCUGAUUAACCAAGCUACAUUGAUGAGGCGUGGAACGCCGACACAUGCAUGUCUGCAGAUUGUAUUAUAUACAGCAAAGCUUUCAAGAUAAUUUAUAUAUUUUAUUGUUCAUCCAACUAAAAAGAGCAAACGUUGAAAUCAAGAACCUUUUUAAAGUUUAUAUUCCCCGCAUCAAAUCCCUACAUGAGUAUUGCUGUACAAUGGUCCAUGCAUAAUAGCUUUCCUCACUACCUCCAUCUACGCUUGAAAAGGGUACUACCUCCAUCAUAUCUACGCUUGGAAACGGUAAAAAAUUAGGUGUUUAUUCCUAAAGUUUAUCCCCAAGCCAAUUAUGAAAAAGCUUCUACUCUAAAGCACCUUCCACUCUGAAACAACUCAACCGAACUUCAUCUUUCCUUAGCCGCAAGACAUUAUUACGGAUUUAUAAACAAACCAUCUUGCCUGUCUUAGAUUAUGGUUAUACCGUUUAGUUUGGGCAGAUUGUGGUAAACAAAAUUCGCAACGAGUAGAAUGUUUACAGAACCGGGCAAUGCGUAUUAUUUUAUCAGCAAACCGCAAGACGUGUAUCCGGUCACGUGUCGUGCUGACGUCAGGAUGCCUGGUUACCAUGCAAGUUGCUAAUAACCUUGGUUAGUGCAUAACCUCAUUUAAUACCUUGUCCACCAUACUUACCCAUUUGGUUGGUUAGGUGUUAGCUCAGCUGACCGAGGGGAGUGACCUGGACUGACUACUAUUACUUGGACUCAGAUUAAGAACCGUGACAAUGGCAUCUUGCAAUUGAGCUGCCAACCAAAGGUGAUGGGUAGCAUCCCCCCUCCAAGGAACAAAAGGGACCACCACAUCUUGCAUGCGGGGGAACAAACGACAUUAUAAUAAGGCACAUUUAUUCAGGCAUAAUAAGGCACCUUUAUUCAGAAGUCAUUACCAGCCGCUAUGGUAAGACAAGCAAGAAAUGCGCACUAAAUUUUUAAUAAAAUGGUUUAUUGUCGCUUGAGAAGAGAAGAGAAGACGUUUUCUUCGCUUACAAUUUGUAUUUAAGAUAAUAAAUUAUAUUAACUGUCCAGAACAGUCAACUGCAUGUGUAUUUUUUUCUAAGAUCAGAAAUGCGCAACAGACUCUGAGAGAUGAUAAGUUGUUGCAUGUAAUUCCAACUAAACUGAAAAUUGGUCAGAGUCUUCGUUUCAGUGUUCAGCAGCAACAAAAUGGCACACUUUACCAAAACAACUGCGGGAAAUGAAUUCAUUGUCAUUGUUUAAAAGCAAUGUUUUCAAGUAUCUUUUAGACGUCUAUAGUGUUAUAAAAACAGCAUGUGGCUUAAUCUUCUAGAUUUAAUUGUAAGAAUUAUAAUAAAUGGCAAUAGGUAUAUAAUGUACAUAUUUAUAUUGAUUAUAUGGACAAUGAUGUUUUACUGUAAACUAAAACACUCGUAGAACUCAUACGUUACUACACCCGGAAUCAGGCGCGCGUAUCCUCCGGAUUUCACCUCUGCGAGUGACAUACAAAUGGUAUUUUAAAAAUACAAAUGGUAUUUUGGUUUGUAUUUAAAACGAAAUUAACGUUGGAAAUAAAACGAAAUCAUUUAAAAGACAUCUUGAAAUAAGUAAAAUUUAUUCAUGUUUGCACUAUAAUUUAACACUGGUCUUUUGCGCUUUUACACUGGUCAUUGCGCUUUUACACUGGUCUUUCGCGUGUUCAUUUACAUGUCGUCUUUGUGUGUAUUUUUGUCACUCUGAAUAAGUCCAUAUAAGAGGGUCCUGAAGGGAGGGGGGGGGGGUCCCAAUCCCAUUUACCACCUGAAAUUUUUGCAAAAUCCCAGUCCCAGUUGGAUUUUUAUUAGAAAUCCCAGUCCCAGUUAUUGAAAUCCCAGUCAAUAAAGAAUCCUUUAUUUAUCGGUAGAAUAAACAGUUUUAAGACCUUUUAAGCAAGUGGCGGACACUUUAUGAAAUAUCAGGGGGGGGCUCGUGCCGAAGGCACGGAAAAUUUUUAAAUUUGAAUCCCAGAAAUGGCAUUUGCAGCAUUCUGAGACACGCAUAAUCAGAAAACCCAGAAUUCCGGGCGCCAGAGUAUGCUUGUUCGCAGGUAGUGCUGUGAAUAAUAUAGUUAACAACAAAAAUCAUGACCAAAGACACCAAAAACGGAUCAAACUUGUAUUUUAAAAUACUCAAAACGUAGAAAAAUUGGGAAUCGACUCGCAUUACCUCAAUCCCAGUCCCAUUUUUGAGGACUUCAUUUCCCAUUCCCAGUGGCCAAAUCCCACUCCCAGCAACCCAAAUCCCAUUUUCCCAGUCUAAAGAGAGAUCAAUCCCAGUUCCCAUUUUACCCCUUCAGGGCCCUCAUAUAAUAAACAGAACAUUAAACGGUUGCGAGAAGAUAUGGAUUUAUGUUCUCGUGUCAAAAACAAUGUCUCACUCGUUCGCUGCUGCGCUCAUUCGUGCAUGCGAUAUUGUUUUUGCCACUCGGACAUAAAAUCCAUAUCUGUUCGCAACCGUCUAAUACCUCUAUAAUUAUAUUAGCCUAUAUUGUACUGGUCCCCGGAUUAUACCAGCUACUAUUAGCUGAUCGGGUUUUUACCAGCUUUAAUAAAAUGUCUAGCCAGAGAACGUUGUGACUCAUUGUGUAAUUUUAUUGUUGAAUAAUUUAGCCACUAGGUUUAAUAAUAAUAAUGUCUAUUUAAAAAUAGACAUUAUUAUUAUUAAACCUAGUGGCUAAAUUAUUCAACAACAAAAUUACACAAUGAGUCACAACGUUCUCUGGCUAGACAUUUUUUUUAUUUACGAGCUGUCGGCUAUCCGACCUUCGACGGGUGAAAGAAUAUAAUUGCGGCGGUAGGAAUGUUACGUAGCUGUAAUACAGGAAAGUGUAUAGGUGAUUAAUUAAUGCAAGCACAUAUUUUGUGAUCAGCUUUAUGGGUGAUAUAAUUUCUGUGAUUAAUUUUAAUUCAUUCUUUUAAUUUAAAGCAGUAAAGAGUUCAGUGCCUAUUUCACGCUGUUUAUUUAAAUUUUGUGUUUAGAUUUCCGCACUCACAAGACGUUCGUAAUUACCGCGGGCUCCGAUGCGUGCCGAUUAAACCUUAAUUAAUCAGGACACCUAUGCCGAUUAUAAUGUUUAAGCGGCUCGGUUUUGAGCCAAACAGAAUAAUCAUAGUACAUUGAUUAAAAUUAUAUCAAGUUAAGUACGAAUUUAUACAAUAACUGCAGUAAGUGGUUGUCUUAAACUAAUGCUUGAAUGUUUUUAAUUUUAUAUAGUUUGUUGCACAUCGCCAUGCUCAACAGUUGUUGCGUACAAUCGUAUAUGCAGAUUUUCCAACCAGAAAUUUUGUCCAGGGUCUUUUUGGAUAUGCCUCCUACACCAUAACGUUUCCAAUUUGGGCAUGUAUAUUCAUUUUGAAACCGCAAACGUUUCACAACGAAUGGUAUUAUAUGGGCAAACCGUUUGGCAAGUUUGUGAGCCAUGCUUCACAAUAUUGCGUUUUUGUCACUCUGCUGGCUCUUUCGUCUUUAAGGAACAGUACUGAGCCAAGAGCAAUUGGUUAGUAUAUAUAUAUUAUUACAUUGAUCCCAAACUAAAAUAUUUUUUCAAUACAUAAAGUACUGCGAAUAAGCUUUCCGUCAUCCUGAAAGGCCUAAAGUAUCACUAAAUUCUACUUUAAAAUUAUAUCUUCCUCACAGGCAUGCUUUCUACAUUAACACGGUCUUAACUUGAUAACAAAAAAUUAAAGUAAACGCGGUAUAUAUGUUUAACAGAGAAUCUUUUUCUGGCUUUUCCAUGUUGCUGACAAUUUCUUUUUUUAAAGUAACGGAAUUUUAAAUUUCUUGUUUGUCUCCAUGGCGAAAUAUUAACUAUGGAUUGGUUUUGUGGAAACACCAGUGACGUAUAUAGAGGAUAUUGGACGGUUGCGAAGAGAUAUGGAUUAUGUGCUCGGGUGGCAAAAACAAUAUCUCACUCGUUCGCUGCGCUCACUGUUGAAAUAUUAUCCCAAACUAAAAUAUUUUUUCAAUACAUAAAGUACUGCGAAUAAGCUUUCCAUCAUCCUGAAGGGCCUAAAGUAUCACUAUAAAUUCUACUUUAAAAUCAUAUCUUCCUCACAGGCAUGCUUUCUACAUUAACACGGUCUUAACUUGAUAACAAAAAAAUUAGAGUAAACGCUGUAUACAUGUUUAACAGAGAAUGUUUUACUGGCUUUUGCUUGUUGCUGACAAUUUCUUUUUUUAAAUUACCGGAAUUUUAAAUUUCUUGUUUGUUUCCAUGGCGAAAUGUUAACUAUGGAUUGGUUUUGUGGAAACACCAGUAACGUAAAUAGAGGAUAUUAGACGGUUGCGAAGAGAUAUGGAGUAUAUGUUCGAGUGGCAAAAACAAUAUCUCACUCGUUCCCUGCGCUCACUCGUGAAAUAUUGUUUUUGACACGAGAACAUAAAUCCAUAUCUUCUCGCAACCGUUUAAUGUUCUGUUUAUUAUACGGACUUAUUCAGAGUGAAAAAAAUACACUCAAAGACGACAUGUAAACAAGCACGAGGAAAAAACAGUGUAAAAGCGAUACUUUUUAAAAUUAUAGUGCAAACAUAAAACUAGAAUAAAUUUUACUUAUCUCAACAUGUCUUUUAAAUGUUUUCGUUUUAAAUUAUUUCCAACGUUAAUUUCGUUUUAAAUACGAACCAAAGACCAUUUGUAUUUUCAAAACAACAACAAUGAAAAUGGCGGGAAAUUUUCGAACUUCGUGUGUCACUCGCGUGAGGGGUGAAAUACGGAAAAUACGCGCACCUGGUCCCGGAAGUAGUGACGUAUGAGUUGUACGAGUGUUUUAGUUUCCAGUAAAACAGGAUUGUCCAUAUAAUAAAUUAAUAUUUGGCAAUUCAAAGCUUCCGAUCCGUUAGCCCGAGGAUCACGACAAUGUUAAAUGCCAUCGAUAUCAUCAUCAUUCAUUUCCAACACACGGGGCAAAAUAAGCACGAGCUAAAGCGUAGCCUGCGCACGGACGUUUAGUGCGGACGGGAGAAGAGAGGGCGUCGUUUGAGGAAACGCUUGCCAAAUGGCUAUGACUAAUUUGUUUUCUUAGCACACUAAAGACAGUACCAAUAAAUAGUACUAAAAAUUAUUAACAACAAAAUUACGAACGACAAACACCCAAAAAUAUCUGCUUGCACAGCAUCACAAACUUUACUGAAUCAAAUUAACAUUAAUAUUCACAGUCGCGUUACUUAGGUCGCUAUUGCAAAAUAAGCCGUCCAAUGAAAUAUUCCUACUUUGAGAACUUCCAUAUCCGCGUCUAACACCUUUCGAAACACCUGAAACCUGCCAAGAAUAUACUAAUUAGAAAACUAUAUUUUAUAACAAAUGGUAAAUGAACAGCCUGCGUCGAAUAUGUCUGUCUUCAGGCUUUCGACAACUGACACAUCAAGGCCAAAGUUACAGGUUCCUGACGGCCCAUAGUCAUUGGUUCUUUCGCUCUUCCAGGAUUCAAAUAUACAAAACGUCCCACUGUGUUUUAUACUGCGUAGCCUUUCGCACUGCAUUUUUUUAUUCUUUUCGAAGCCUCCUCUUCGCUCAAUGCUUCUCCAAAUCGUUAAUCUCGCCAUCAAACACAUGGACAAAUGAAUCAUGUUAUGGGUGGAUUCACGCAUAUAUUUUCAUAGUUACAUAUACUUAAAUUUUUCUUUACUAAAGCAAUAAAAGGUCUUAUUCCUUUGACGCAAUGAAUAUUUAAUGAGUUUGAGAAGCCAUUUUCUAUCCCCGGAACUGUGUUUGCUCUCAACACUCGAAACUAAUGACUCGUGUUGGGCACCCUACUGCAAACACAGCUUCUCGGUUAGGAAAUAUACAAUUACUUUAUGGUUUCCGUGUUUGGAUGGCCUGAUCCAAACACGCGGGAAUGUUGCGAGAGUUAAGAAAAGCGAGCGAAAUCGCGAGCCGAAGGCGAGUGAUUUUGCCCGCUUUUCUUAACUCGAGCAACAUUCCCAAGUGUUUGGAUCAGGCCAUUCGAACACGGAAACCAUAAAGUAAUUGUUUUAUAAAAUAACAACAACACGAUAGUCUCCGUGUUUGGAUGGCCUGAUCCAAACACGGGUUUCGACCAAUCAGAACACGCGUUGUAUACAUGUUAUUUUAUAAUAGUACUUCUUAAAAUCAUCGUCCAACUUCAUAGCUGCAAUGCCAAGGCCCAAGUGAUGUAGCCUCAACUAUCUAGUCUUGAAUUAUACUUAAGAAAUAUUCGAUCCCUGGUCGUGCUGGCAUCAGAGCUAUUAAAACAGCAUGUAGCAAGCUUUGAUUUGCCGAAAUAUAUUGUAACAUGACAUUGUUAUACCAUGUUAUUUAAUAUAUUCAAUACUAUAUAUAUUUAGUACUGUUAUAAUUAUAUGAAGAAGACUCCCUCGCAUGAGUAAGCGAAUACUUAUAGAGAUUAAAGAACCACGGGAAACGCCUACUACCACAAACCACGCAAACAAGGCAUGGUUUUGUGGUAAACACUGCUAGAACUUGCUUUGACAAACAUAUUGCGUAGAGGAAAUUGGUCAUAGUUAUAGAUUUCUUUCUCUAAAAUUUAUUAUAAAAGCUGAGCACAACCUGAGAGUCGAGAGAGCGGAGAGUGAAGUAAGAAGAACCAUUUAGGCUAAAAUACUUCAUUGGCCAACAACGGCUGAAGUAUAUAAUUAAAAGGCUAGAUAGUUUAAUCAAGUAAACUAAAGUAAACUAUUUAGUCAAGUAAACUAAAAAACAUUGGAAUACUGCGGAAUUAUUAAAGAAGACGGAAUACGAAGUAUAAAGAAUAAAGAUUCAAAGUUGUGCUCAGCUCCGUCAAAUAGAGAGAUAAGUUGAUAUAUUAAGAAUACUACAUUAUAGAGACGCUAAUUCAUAUAGUUGAAAGUAAAUAAAAAUAUAUAAAAGGUAUAAGGUUUCAUGCUAUUUGUGUUACGGUGGCGUAUAAUUUGAACCCGAAGCUGAAAGGUGGAAAAUAUAUCUAAUUACUCGCUGGGGCACUAGUGCCCAGGCUAGUAUAGGUUUCGGCACGCAUGGUGGAUGUCAGAUCGUCGUUGAUGGCCACAAAAUAGAAUAUUAACAAGACGCUCUACGGAGCGUUAACUCGUUGGGGCUAUACAACUACGCACAUUACUGUACCUCUCUCCUCCGCAGAGGCUUUAAUUGAGCCUCUGCACGAUGCCACACCCAAUAUGGCGGUAAACCGGGGGGGGGGGGCGUAUAAUUAUCAAACGCAAAAUUCAAGUCAAAAUGACUGAGAAAAUAUCUCUUUACAAAAACUGCAACAAGCUGACAAAGAGAUUAUUUACUAGCUCUACGAAAUAAGAAAGUGUUAUGUUCAGUUUGCGAGAAAACAUCUGCAUUUUUUCUACACAAGGUCUCCAUCUACAGUAUAAAACAAUGCACGGAAACAACGUUUUAGCGAACAGGUUUUGGUUGCAAGCGAAGAAACUUUUAUUUAAAUUUAUAUUUGACAUUUGUAUUUUUAGAAAUGUGUCCAAAACCGCAUAAAAGAAAAAAAUGAGUAUGUAUGGCAUACAGAACCAUUAUUAAAUUUAUUAUCAAGACUGAAAAUACAAUUCAACUAUUUCAACUUCAGCAAUAUUUAUAAACAAACGCGACCUUCAGUCGGUUUCGAUCUAAUUUAUUUGGAGGUUCGUAUCUUUGGUUCAAUAUACGCUGUGUAGAUGAAAAUACCACCGUUCGAUUCAGUACAAAAAUAUCUCCUAGUUUCUAUCGAUAGUUUUAGUGAAAUGUCAACACUAUAGCGAUUUACGACCUUUGAAAGUCAAGCGGGAUUUUGUACAUUAAUAUCAAAUCACGCAAUGUUUACACUUGAUAAAAAUAUAAACUAGGCAAAGUAGGCAUACCUUUCGGCGAACAUAACUUCGGAUCCUUGGGACGCAUCCUCUUUGUAUUACUCUUGUUCGAAAGCGAAUUCAAAACACUACUUAGAGUGUUAUUUUUGAGCUUGUAUCUUGAAAACGUCAUCUUUUAUUAUGGUAUAUCCAUUCCUGGUCUGAUUGUGAACUAAUUCCCGAACAUCAGCGUGUGACAGGCGCGUGCGACUGUGCGAGUAAAAACACAAUAUUUUGAAAAAUUAAAAAUAAAUAUUUCUACUGGCCAUAUUCAAAAGAAAUUUUCUACACGAAAGCGCUUGAAUACAAGGAGUAUUUUACUUCUUUGACUGGUGGCGAAUUCCGAAGAGUUCAAGAAAUAUUCAAGUUUUUCUCGAUACGUAAUACAGAAUGUUUGGCCAAGCGGUGAGUAAAAUAUACGAUUGUUUGCUUUGUGUAUUAAAUGUUAAAAAUAUUACUUUUGACCAUCCACAAACAUGCAAGCACUAGUCAAUGAGGUCAAUCAAUCAUGCAUUAAAUAAUGAUUUAAUUUUCAAAAAGACGUUUCUUGUUUAGCUUAAAAAUCACCUUUUGUUUCAGUGUUUACACUUUGUCCCACUUUGCGAUGCAAAUCGUGCAGAGGCUUCGCGCCUUCCUUGGCCUUCCCUUUGCCGCCUGCGCUCCUUCGCCCAGCGGCUACGCUCGUGUUGCAAGAUCCGCCAUGUAAAGUGUAGUGAAAUGUAUCUCAUCGUAAUAUUAAAUCCUAAGAAAACUAAAGCCUCUGCGGAGGAGAGAGUUACUGUACAAUGUACAUGAUACAUACAGUACACAGCUCUUUCAAUUGAGAUUUAAGAUUUUCCCCGAGCUAAGCGGACAAGUCGAACGGAGUGCGAAAGGCUUAACUAGAGGGCACUCAGAGACUGCAUACCUCCGCCCGUUACUCGGAAGUGAAACGCAACCUUGGAAUUUCCUAAGAAAUCCACUUUAUAAUUCUUAAGCAUAAAAGAUUUCAGGCCCCCGCGAAUUGAAAUCGAAUUGCUAAUAGAACAUAUUACUGUUGUUGUACUGUACAGUACUUGUAAAAUAAAAACUUAUUAAGUGUCAUUAAAUAAAUGCAUAAAUUUUGCUUUAUGCACUCGCGCGUGCAGUAAUUUUCACAGUUGUGCUAUUUUAAAUUCCCAGGCAGCUAAAAUCUUUUGUCUUUAAAACAAUGUCGAUUUCUUGGGAAAUUCCGAGGUUGCGUUCUUUUUAUACACCCUGUAUUGAAGUAAUCUAAUGUUGUUAGAAUUUGAAUGGACUGGCACUUUGAUGAACGUAAUAAUGCGUAACUCCGUAAGCCUUGUUUUAGACAUUGAAUUUCGGUCGCGUGAAAUGCAACUAAGACAAUAGAUAAUGAAGGCCGAAGCUUAAUGAGGUUUAUCAUCUCAUUACUGUCUUAGCACUGAGUGCAUAAAUUAUACACGUCCUAAUUACGCAUUCAGUAAUAUAUUUUGUUAAUUGACCGGGAAAAGCAAGACAAAAUUUUGUUCAUUUCUCGUUCAAUUUUUAACGAAAUUCAACCAAAUUUUAAUCAGUUCUUCCUUAGCCGAUGGGAAAUGCAUUCAAAAAAUUUCGUACGGAUAUGUUUGGUAUUUCUUGAGUUAUCGUGCUCACAGACAAACACACACACAUACACACACACACACAUACACACACACAUACACACACACAUACAUACAAACCCAGAUGAUUACAUAACCUCCUGGCGGAGGUAAUAACACAGUACUAAAACGGUAGGCCCUACAAAUAAAGUUAUAUUUAGUACGCUACAUUUUCCUUCAAAACUGUCAAACGCCAGUUGGUCUAGGAUUAAACUGCGCUUUAAAACGUUCAAAAUAAAAUAUUUUGGGGCUUUUGGGCUCAAAAUACUAUCAAAAUGAAGCGAGAAGUGAGACGAAUCCACUGGUAUACGGUCGAAAAAGAGAAAACCAAUGAUACCAAAGUUAUCAAGGGUCAAAUGUACUGCAUUUUUUAUAAUUACUAAUUAGUUUAAUAAUUUUGAGCGAUUAGCAACAAAACAAUUUCGCUUGGCUUUCAAAGACAAAGGCCAUAAAUCGCUAGAACACUAUUGUUUAGUAAUAAUUUGGCAUUCGUAAUUAGUACAAUUUCUAACGCUGAAUCGAACGGUGGUAAUUUUAUCCUUAUCGGGCCAUUAGGCAUUACAAAUACACUAUGAAACGUACUGCGAGCAAUUUGUCAACAAAUACAAUUUUACUUGAUUUUCAAUUCAAAGGCCAUAAAUCGCUUAAAUACUGGUGCUUAGUAACACAUUUGACAUCUGUAAGUACAAUUUCUUACGCUGAAUCGAACGGUGGUAUUUUUAUCCUUAUUGCGCCAUUAGGCAUUACAAAUACAAGUACAAACCUGUGGACAAACGUAGUGCGAGUGAUUUGUGAUCAACAUUACGUACUGCGAGCGAUUUUUCAACAAUACAAUUUAAUUUCUCUUCAUUUUCAAAGGCCAUAAAUCGCUAGAAUACGGGUGUUUAGUAAUACACUUGACAUCCGUAAGUACAAUUUCUUACGCUGAAUCGAACGGUGUCGCUUUCUUCUCAAAAUAUAAAGCAGCGCAGUCAAACGCAUAAACUUUUAUCAAACUUGCGAUUUGCGAAGGUUGCUGUUUCCAUGCGAAAUUCCUUGUAAAAUUGUUCAAUUUUCCCGAAUUUUCCUCAAAUGGAGGGCUAUUUAUGGAUAAUUUGGGUAAAAUUGAUAGGAGCCUUAUGGAUAAUUGGGCGAAAAUUAGGCAGCUCAUUAGUAUUCUAUUUUGUGGCUAUCGACGAUUGGAGAUCCAUGAUCCGUGAAAAAUGCAAGCCGAAACCUAUACUCGUCUGGGGCACAGUGCCCCAGCGAGUAAUGAGCUGCCCAAUAAAACCCAUUUAUCAUUUUCAAAAUGGCGGCCUUUCGUGGAGUGGGCAAAGUGUUUCAAACAAUUUUGUUAAAAUGUUCGACGAAUUGUACCUGUUUUCUAUAGAUUUUGCAUUGUGUCUAACUCUGGACAUUCUUGCUAGUUUAGUUAAUGUGCACGCCUCUGAAAAUCCGAAAUUUGGAUUGUUGACAAAUCGCUCGAAAUUUAUAUUAAACUAAUUAUAAAAAAUGCAGUACGUUUGAUCCUUGAUAACUUUGGUAUCGUUGGUUUUCUCUUUUUCGGCCGUAUACCAGUUGAUUCGUCUCACUUCUCUCUUCAUUUUGACACUAUUUUGAGCCCAAAUGAGCCCCAAAAUAUUUUAUUUUGAACGUUUUAAUGCGCAGUUUAAUAAUAGCGAACGGACCAACCGGCGGCCGUAUUUGUAGGCGGAAACGCCGGAAGUUUUAUUUGUUGGGCACCGCAUUUUAGUGCUGUGUCUGAUUGCAUAAAAUCCUGAACUGGGGUCAUUAUACUAACAAUAACUUCAAAACUAAGCCACUUGUACCUGCAAUACAAACCUAGCGAAUUUGAGAGCGGCAGCACUCUCCCCUUGACAAGAAAGAUCGACUGGUACGGAACGUAUGAGACAUUAAAAUAAUAAAGUAGGGUGCAUUGCCAUUGGGGCACAAUGCAAGUUAGUUGGAUAAUAACAUGGUAUUUACUUAAAUAAACAAAGCAGUGAGAGAACUAUUCUGUUAUACGACUUUUCCGCUUAGCUCAGGGACAACCUUAAAUCUUAAUUGAAAUAGCUGUGUACUGUAUGUAUCAUUCAUACAUGUAUGUAUCAUUCAUACAUGUAUGUAUCAUUCAUUCAAUUAAGCGAGCAAAGCGGAAAAGUCGAAUACGAGCGCGAAAGGCUGCUGGGAAUCGCUUUGAAAAUUCAUUAAUUUGUUAGCGAUUUCCAGCAGCCUUUGGCGCUCCUGUUCGACUUUUCCGCUUUGUUCGUGGACAACCUUAAUUGAAAUAGCUGUAUACAGUAAUGUGCGUAUUUGUAUAUCCCCAGCGAGUUAAAUAACCCUCUACCUCUCCAGAGCGUCUUGUUGGAAAAUAUAUUUGACGCAUAACGCACCAUAACAAAAUGUAUAUAUAAAUCAAAAGAUAUACUUUUCCGUAUGCCGUAGGAAGAAUCGCGAUAACCGUGUCUUCACCACGUAGCAAGUUAAUAAUUUCAACUGAAUUUUGAAGCCUAAAUCACUUGAAAUAUAAGAAAGAGUUUCCUCCAAAGCAUUAACAGGCAUAUUUUUUAUGAGAAAUAUACGGCUAUCUGCUAUUCGAUCUUUCGAUAUGCAAGCAAAAUUAUUGUUGACAGUUGACAUUUGAGUUACGUAAUUACUUCCGCGUUAACGAGAUUGAGCAGUGGGAAUUAAAGUCGAAGAUUCUUCGGUCAAAAACGAAUUAGUCAUAGCCAUUUGAGCAGGCGUUUCUUCAAACGAUGCCCUCUCUUCUCCCGCCCGCACUAAACGCCUACCACGCAGGCUAGGUAAAGCGUGACCAGUCUAUCUCUGUGAAAAAAACGACGGCGUAUCGGCGAUUGGUUCUAUCAAAAACCAGGAAUUUAAGACAUUUGCCUGACCCUGGCAAGGUUUCUGCCUUAUUUCUACUAGUCGUUACAUAAAUCUAAAUUUUGAUGAUAGGGAACACAUAAUCUGUUUUGGAGAAGUUAUAAAUAGGCAUUGUAUUUGAAAAUCCCUUUGAAAUGGAUUAAUUAAAAACACUAUUGAAUUGAUAAUCGCAAUUUGGAGAAGUACAUUAGAAUAUCAGUAUUAUAUUGCCUGCUACUCUAGAAAGCAAAUGGUUGGUUAUUUUGAUUACUUCUAUUGGUAUAUGGUAUAGUAUUUAUUAAACGCAGAUAAAAGGGGACAUUUUCUGAGACACCCUGUAUUGAUUAUCAUUUGGCUAAUUUAAAUUCUAAUAACACCCCAACUUCUAUGACAAUCCAUCCAUAUACUUUCUUUUUUUUCAGAAUAUUUGAUUCUUACAUUCGUUCUGGCAAUGGCUAUCGAACAAACGAGAAAAAUCGUGAGAAAAAGGUUCUCCUAUUUUUAUAAAUGGUGGAACUGCGUUUUAGCAGCCAUGCUGAUGAGUUUCGUGACAUCUGCCUUUCUCAUGUUGAUUGGCUCAAGAUUGAUUGGAGGAUGGUCAACCGCUCAACUUGUGUCAAAAUGCGAUAUUGCAGGACACAACAUUCUACUUCUUGCCAACAGCUUGUUUUCGAUCUCUUCGGUGAUAAGCGUUUUUUAUUUGGGUAGUUUGUGCCAAGUAAACUCCACGUUUGGACCGUUGCAGCUGUCGACAUUACGGAUGAUGAAAGACAUUGGCAAAUUUUUAACGAUAUUUUUGGGCCUUUUCUUUGCAUUUACACUCGGCGUGCGAAACCUUUACUCGUACAAUAAAAGUUUGGAAAUUGAGUACUUUCACAGCAACGCCAACAGUACGGCACACGAGCUUGCCAAGU
Messenger RNA from Paramuricea clavata, 17121 nucleotides. The record is from the annotation of a GenBank genome assembly. Lineage: Eukaryota; Metazoa; Cnidaria; Anthozoa; Malacalcyonacea; Plexauridae.